Tupaia belangeri chinensis (Chinese tree shrew) is the source of this 4885-nucleotide messenger RNA. RefSeq names its product glutamate metabotropic receptor 2 (gene GRM2). Gene Ontology annotation, molecular function: G protein-coupled receptor activity. Gene Ontology annotation, biological process: G protein-coupled receptor signaling pathway. Gene Ontology annotation, cellular component: membrane. The transcript has 5 exons. Bases 1566 to 4403 code for a protein of 945 amino acids. The record is from RefSeq and is a predicted model, not a curated record. NCBI's taxonomy places the organism in Eukaryota, Metazoa, Chordata, Mammalia, Scandentia, Tupaiidae.
UGCCGUGGCCGCUGCCGACCUCUUUGGUCCUGACCCCACAUCCUGGACCCCGGGGACCCUGGAGCUCUGGGAGCCCUAGCCGGGUCGCCCAGACGGCGCUCUCUAGGAGCUCCUGGAAGAGGGAAGACGGCCUCGGGCGUCCCGCCUUCCUUCCCUAGAAAACGCAUGCUCUGCAUCGCGCUCCCAUUCCUCCUGCUCCAGCGUCCUCUGGUCCUUCUUUCUGUCUGUGCCUCCGUCUUUGUCUCCUCCUCUCAGGCUUGCUCGCUCCCUGUCCAGAUUUUGUGGCCCAAGCCCCUUGGCUGUCCCACUCCGGGUUCCUGAGUCCUUCCCUGGCUCCAGGCUUCCCUCCGGGUCUCCGCAGUGGGAGGUCUGUGCUUUUGGUCAGCUUUGGCCUCAGCCCCCAUCGGGGCUGCUGUCCUGGGCUGCGCUGGUCUUCAUCCCUGCUUCUCUCCUGUGUCUGGCUGACGCUUCUUUUGGAGUCCCCACUGAAGCCCAGCCCCCUACCCUGGACCAUGCAGGGAAUUAUCCCUGGAGAGCCAGGAGGGCAAAGCCAGGAGCCCCAGUCUCUGUGGCCAGGACACGGGCUCUGUGAACUAGUUGCUGCCUUCCUCCAGCCUCAGUUUCUUUUCCUGUUUGGAGGAAAGAUGCAUACCCUCCGCCCAGCCUUUCCACGCCUGUGUGAUUGUAAGAGCCUGAGUGGAGUGGGCGUUCAGGAAGGUAACUGCACUUCAGACGAUAGAGAGCAGAAUAGGAGAGGGAGGGAGGGGGUCUCCGGCAUCCAGGGCCAGAGUGGCUGAACCCUGAGGCUGAGGAUGGGGACGCUGGAAAUGGUGGCUUUUCCUGCUAGGUUCCAAGUGGAGGGAAGACAGAGACUCAAAGACUCAAAUAGCAUCCUACGCAGAGCAUCACCCCAGCACUGGUGGGAGAUUCUGGCUGGGCAGACCCCUCACCCUGACAUGCACGCAUUCGCAUCUCCUUGCCCUGCUGACUUAGGACCUGUGGUCACCAUGGUACUGUCCCUGGGGCCAGCCUCUCCACCUGUCUCACCCCCAUUGCCUUCAUUCCCUCCUCGGCCAGGAGACUGGUUCUUUUAAAGAACCAGAGGCUAGGACCCUUGGUGUUCACCUGGCCCCCACUUUCCCAGGGAGUGAGACCAUCCCUUAACGACUCUCCCCUCCAUCUUCCCUGGUGGGUCCCCUAGUCCAGAGCUUCCUCUGGAAAUCCAGGGCUUAGGCUGAAGACUGAGCCUCCGAAUCUGCAGCCCUGAUACGGCCUCUGCUGCAAAAGUGCUGACCUCGGGGCCUGCGACAUCUGCAGGUGUGGACACCCUGGGAUGUACAGAAGGCGUGUUGUUAGCUGGGGCUCCUGUCCUCUGCCGGGCCUCCACUCCCUCCUGCCUCCCUGCCCAAUUUGGUAGGGGCACAAGGCCCACCUCCUGCCAGAGCAGGGCUGAGAGACAGCCUCAGAGAGUGUCCCAGCCUAGUCGGCAUCACACACUUUCUCGCUCCAGAGUGCCUGGCGAGGGUUCUGUGGCAGGAGAUAUACUCCCCUCCUGGCCUUCCCACAUGUGUGUGGGGGUGGAGUCAGAGGGCAGCCCCUCCCAGUUCCUCUUCUCUCGGUUUGUCUGUCCGGUCUCUCUAUCUCUCUGCAGGAGCUGGGUCCCUUCUCAUCUCUCUUCCUGUCUGUCCUUUCUUGGUCCCUGUCGCCUCCUCUCUUUGCCUUUGCUGCUUCUACCCUCAUCCUCUGGAGGCCCAGGUUCGCUGGACCCAUCCAUCCCCUCUGGGGCCAUGGGAUCGCUGCUUGGGCUCCUGGCACUGCUGCUGUGGGGGGCUGUGGCUGAGAACCCAGCCAAGAAGGUGCUGACCCUGGAGGGGGACCUGGUGCUGGGUGGUUUGUUCCCGGUGCACCAGAAGGGCGGCCCCGCGGAGGACUGCGGUCCCAUCAACGAGCACCGCGGCAUCCAGCGUCUGGAGGCCAUGCUUUUCGCCCUGGACCGCAUCAACCAGGACCCGCACCUGCUGCCUGGCGUGCGCCUGGGCGCGCACAUCCUCGACAGCUGCUCCAAGGACACACACGCCCUGGAGCAGGCGCUGGACUUCGUGCGGGCCUCGCUUAGCCGCGGCGCCGACGGCUCACGCCACAUCUGCCCCGAUGGUUCUUACGCCACCCACGGCGAUGCUCCCACCGCUGUCACUGGUGUCAUUGGCGGCUCCUACAGUGACGUCUCCAUCCAGGUGGCCAACCUGCUGCGGCUGUUCCAGAUCCCCCAGAUCAGCUACGCGUCCACCAGUGCCAAGCUGAGCGACAAGUCCCGUUACGACUACUUCGCCCGGACGGUGCCCCCUGACUUCUUCCAAGCCAAAGCCAUGGCUGAAAUUCUCCGCUUCUUCAACUGGACCUAUGUGUCCACCGUGGCGUCCGAGGGCGACUAUGGCGAGACAGGCAUCGAGGCCUUCGAGCUGGAGGCCCGUGCCCGCAACAUCUGCGUGGCCACCUCGGAGAAGGUGGGGCGUGCCAUGAGCCACGCCGCCUUUGAGGGCGUGGUGCGAGCCCUGCUGCAGAAGCCCAGCGCCCGCGUGGCCGUCCUGUUCACCCGCUCCGAGGAUGCCCGCGAGCUGCUCGCCGCCUCUCAGCGCCUCAACGCCAGCUUCAUCUGGGUGGCCAGCGAUGGCUGGGGGGCCCUGGAGAGUGUGGUGGCCGGCAGUGAGGGGGCAGCUGAAGGCGCCAUCACCAUCGAGCUGGCCUCCUACCCCAUCGGUGACUUCGCCUCCUACUUCCAGAGCCUGGACCCCUGGAACAACAGCCGCAACCCCUGGUUCCGUGAGUUCUGGGAGCAGAGGUUCCGCUGCAGCUUCCGGCAGCGAGACUGUGCAGCCCACUCUCUGCGGGCCGUGCCUUUUGAGCAGGAGUCCAAGAUCAUGUUUGUGGUCAACGCCGUGUACGCCAUGGCCCACGCGCUGCACGACAUGCGCCGCGCCCUCUGCCCCAACACCACUCGCCUCUGCGACGCCAUGCGGCCUGUCAACGGGCGCCGCCUCUACAAGGACUUCGUGCUCAAUGUCAAGUUCGAUGCCCCUUUCCGCCCAGCCGACACGGACAACGAGGUGCGCUUUGAUCGCUUUGGGGAUGGUAUUGGUCGCUACAACAUCUUCACAUACCUCCGGGCCAGCGGCGGGCGCUAUCGCUACCAGAAAGUGGGCUACUGGGCAGAAGGCCUGACCCUGGACACCAGCCUCAUCCCCUGGGCCUCGCGCUCGGCCAGGCCCCUGCCCGCCUCGCGCUGCAGUGAGCCCUGCCUGCAGAACGAGGUGAAGAGCGUGCAGCCGGGCGAGGUGUGCUGCUGGCUCUGCAUCCCGUGCCAGCCCUACGAGUACCGGCUGGACGAGUUCACCUGCGCCGACUGCGGCCUGGGCUACUGGCCCAACGCCAGCCUGACGGGCUGCUUCGAGCUGCCCCAGGAGUACAUCCGCUGGGGCGACGCCUGGGCCGUGGGCCCUGUCACCAUCGCCUGCCUGGGUGCCCUGGCCACGCUGUUUGUGCUGGGUGUCUUCGUGCGGCACAACGCGACGCCAGUGGUCAAGGCCUCCGGGCGGGAGCUCUGCUACAUCCUGCUGGGCGGUGUCUUCCUCUGCUACUGCAUGACCUUCAUCUUCAUCGCCAAGCCGUCCACGGCGGUGUGCACCCUCCGGCGCCUCGGGCUGGGCACUGCCUUCUCCGUCUGCUACUCCGCCCUGCUCACCAAGACCAACCGCAUCGCACGCAUCUUCGGUGGGGCCCGUGAGGGCGCCCAGCGGCCGCGCUUCAUCAGUCCCGCCUCGCAGGUGGCCAUCUGCCUGGCACUUAUCUCGGGCCAGCUGCUCAUCGUGGCCGCCUGGCUGGUGGUGGAGGCACCGGGCACGGGCAAGGAGACAGCCCCCGAGCGUCGGGAGGUGGUGACCUUACGCUGCAACCACCGGGACGCCAGCAUGCUGGGCUCGCUGGCCUACAACGUGCUCCUCAUCGCGCUCUGCACGCUCUACGCGUUCAAGACCCGCAAGUGCCCCGAGAACUUCAAUGAGGCCAAGUUCAUUGGCUUCACCAUGUACACGACCUGCAUCAUCUGGCUGGCCUUCCUGCCUAUCUUCUACGUCACCUCCAGUGACUACCGGGUGCAGACCACCACCAUGUGCGUGUCGGUCAGCCUCAGCGGCUCCGUGGUUCUCGGCUGCCUGUUCGCGCCCAAGCUGCACAUCAUCCUCUUCCAGCCGCAGAAGAACGUGGUCAGCCACCGGGUGCCCACCAGCCGCUUUGGCAGCGCUGCCGCCAGGGCUGGCUCCAGCGUCGGCCAAGGGUCUAGCUCCCAGUUUGUCCCCACCGUCUGCAAUGGCCGUGAGGUGGUAGACUCAACGACAUCAUCGCUUUGAAGACCAGCUUCCUGCCCUGACACAGCUGCUUCUGGAACCAGUGCAGACCCACGUCCAGGGCAGGAGGAGGCUGUCUGGAGCACUGCAAUAACACCCACCCGUGCCCACCCCGAGCGCUUACCCCUGCCACCCCAGGCUUCCAAGUCAGAACGUCCCUGGCCGGGGGCCUCUCCAAUGGUCACCUACUGCCCUUGCAGCUGGGCUUCUUACCAGCCCACAUCUCAGAGGGGAGCGAGCCAGAGUCCACCCUGCCCUGGAGCGGGAUGGCUGAGAUGGGCAGGCCCCAGUCCCGUCAGCAAAGGUGCUCCCAGCCCAGCCCCUCCUCCUCCUCGGGCCUUUUUUAUUUUUUAUAUGAGUUACUCUGGGAUGGGGAGGGUGGUGAUGGUGGGACCGUUCCUCCCCCUGUACAGUAGUUUGUCCUGUGGUUUAUUUUGUAUUAUCUGUAAAUAAAGUGUCUUUAUUAAAAAAAGAAAAAAAAAAAA